AGCAACAACACAGGACAACGCGAGCCGGGCAAACAAAAAGGAAUAGACGCUACGCUAAGAGGAAGAGCAGAGGCAGAGGACGACGAAGAGGAAGAGGCAGCAGAAUCGACAAGGACCAGGAAGAAGAAGACGCCCCGAGAGAAUGGACCAAUACACGGUGCUGACGGGGGACCGUUCCAAGAUCAAGGACCUGCUGUGCAGUCGGCUGACGGAGUGCGGCUGGCGGGACGAGGUGCGCCUGAUGUGCCGCACUAUUCUGUUGGAGAAGGGUACCAACAACAGCUUCACCGUGGAGCAGCUCAUCACGGAGGUGACGCCAAAAGCCCGCACCCUUGUUCCGGACGCCGUUAAGAAGGAGCUGCUCAUGAAGAUCCGCACCAUUCUCACGGAGAACGAGGAGGAGGCUGACGAGGCGGAGGACGAGCCCUGAACUGACUACGAUUACCCAUGAUUUCCAUACAACUACAGUAAUUACUCAAUUUUAUUUGUACGGUUUUAUACAUAAAUCCCAGCCAGGGAAUGGAUACACAAAGUA
Molecule: messenger RNA, 535 nt
Organism: Drosophila rhopaloa
Lineage: Eukaryota; Metazoa; Arthropoda; Insecta; Diptera; Drosophilidae
Gene: e(y)2
Product: enhancer of yellow 2 transcription factor
Exons: 2
Coding region: 143-430 (95 amino acids)
Biological process (GO): positive regulation of DNA-templated transcription; regulation of transcription by RNA polymerase II; poly(A)+ mRNA export from nucleus
Cellular component (GO): nuclear pore; SAGA complex; DUBm complex
Molecular function (GO): transcription coactivator activity; chromatin binding
Source: RefSeq, a predicted model, not a curated record